Molecule: messenger RNA, 3267 nt
Organism: Beta vulgaris subsp. vulgaris (sugar beet)
Lineage: Eukaryota; Viridiplantae; Streptophyta; Magnoliopsida; Caryophyllales; Amaranthaceae
Product: protein EARLY FLOWERING 3
Exons: 4
Coding region: 705-2834 (709 amino acids)
Biological process (GO): regulation of photoperiodism, flowering
Source: RefSeq, a predicted model, not a curated record
UAGUAUGGGUGUUCCUAGCUCUAUCCAAAGUGGACCCACAAAACCUCAGCACUUUUGCUCUUUCCUCUUUCUACAGGACAAAAGUUUCAAUUUUUCGACCAGAAAUCCCUAAUUCAGCAGAAAAAAGCAUCCAUAUUUUUUUUCUCUCUCAAGAAUUUAUUCUUCCCUAUCUUUUUCUGCUGCUGAAUGAGUGGAUAUCUAUUGCUUCCUUGUUUGUUUUUGUGCUGAUUUUUCUCUUCAAAAAGUGCCAAUUGGGAAAUCUUUUUCUCUGUUCUGGGUUAAAAUUUAUCAGGUCGGUUGAUUUUUGGUUAAGCUAAAGAGUUGCUUGUUCCCGAGGAAGAUAUCAAAGAUUUUCGCUUUUGGGUGUUUCAAAAAGUUGAGGUAUUUGUCAACUUAUAAGCUGAUUUUUCAUUUGGGGGAAAAAUUUGAGUUACUUCUUUUCUGGAUUGAAUUUUUCUUUGAAAAAGCUUGAAUUUUUGGUUCAUUUCUUAUCAUAUUAGAACUGCGUUUCAGAAGUUGAAAAGAUCAAUAUAUUGGGUUGUGUUAAGUCAACUGAUUUCAAUUUCUGGGUUUUCUGUAGUUUCUAGAUUUUGGGUUUAGAUUUGAGGUUUUUAAUUGGGUGAUUCAAUGGGAUAAUUGGUUUUUUUGAGUGAAAUUGUGAUUAUUUUUUGAAGAAAAUUAUAUAGAGAAGUGGGUCAAAGAAAAUGAAGAGAGGGAAAGAUGAUGAUAAAAUUAUGGGACCUAUGUUUCCAAGAUUACAUGUUAAUGAUACUGGAAAAGGAGGUCCAAGAGCACCUCCUAGGAAUAAGAUGGCACUCUAUGAACAGCUUACUAUCCCUUCUCAGCGCUAUAACUCUGGUGCUAUGCCACUUCACCAAAAUAACAGCAACACUACAGCUCCUUCUACCUCAACAACUCAGGGUACAAGCCAUGAACAAAAUAUGUACUUCCCUCUUUAUCGAACACAUACAGCGUCAUCUUACGAUGAGGUUCAAGUCAGCCGCCCGGAAGCUGUGGAAUUGAGUAAUCAACUGGCACAGGGAGAGACUCAAAAGCAGCCAUUGGAAGAAGAUGAUUUUAUGGUCCCCGUUUUUUCUCAACCUGGAACUAAGCCAUGUAAUGGUAAUACUGAGACUAGUAUGCAUGAGGAAAGACGAAAUCAUUUGGGGUCAAGUCAUUCAAAUGCACUUCACUGUACUGGUGAAAAAGAGACUGACAAGAGUAAUAGAGGAGACCUCGUCUCGAAGCAGCAAACACAAAACCAAGAUGGGAGAAGUUCAAGAGUAUCCAAUGCCUUCACAAGAUACUCAUCUGAUACAUUGAUGAGAGAAAAGGAUGACGGUCUUUGGAGGAAAGAUGCUUUUGCUGAGAGUGGAUACCAGGAUAAGUACAGAAUGGGCAUUUUCGAGAAAACUGAUGCCAGUUUACGACAGGACCAUGAGGACGAUGUAUCUGCUAUAGAUGCUACAAAUGGUGUAGGUGUUUCAGACCAGCAAUUGGAGAGCCCUCUCCAAGAAAUCUCCUUGAGGCUGAGUCAGGGUCAUGGUCCUCAUGUAGGACAUCUUUAUAGGGGUGAUAACAAUAUUGAUAGUAGAAUGCAGAGGGUAGAAGAAUAUCAGUCAUUGGAGAAAGAAAGUAUGGAUAAAGGGGAUGCUGUCUCUGAGACUUCCAUGGUGGAUUCUAUAUCUGAAUUGGACAUAACUCCUGAUGAUGUUGUUCGGAUAAUAGGCCGCAAACAUUUUUGGAAAGCUAGAACUGCUAUUGCCAAUCAACAGAGAGUGUUUGCUGUUCAAAUAUUUGAGUUGCACAGACUGCUAAAGGUGCAAAAACUUAUUGCGGAAUCCCCAGAUAUGCUACUUGAAGGUAGUGCUUUUGUGGGUAAAUCUUCUUUGAAGGGUUCUUCUGUUAAGCAUUAUUCUCCACAGUAUGCAGUAAAAGCUCUUGCUCAUAAGACUGCUCCCAAGGUUGAUUCCCACAAGGCAACCGAUAAGGUAGAAGGUACGGCUGAGAAUGCAGUUGCUAAAUCGCCUCCGAUUCCUCCUCAAAAUGCUAUUCAGCCUGCAGCCCACCAGCCUUCCUCCGUCAAUACUGUUUCGUCAUUUCCACCAACCAAUAUAGAUCCGAAAAUGAACCCAUGGAGCUUCCCUCAACCAGCUCCACAUCAAUGGUUGGUUCCUGUGAUGACCCCUUCAGAAGGUCUAGUAUACAAGCCAUAUCCUGCACCCGGAUGCAUAGGCCCAGCUUGUGGUGGGUGUGGACCUGUAGGCCCGACACCUGUGAUGAAUCCAUAUGCAAUGCCAACUCCACACUAUCAACAAGGCAUGGGAAUGCCACCAGGCAUGCAUUUCGGAGGGCAAGGUUACUUCCCUCCAUAUGGCAUGCCCAUAAUGAGCCCAAGCGUAUCAGGCUCAACUGUGGAACAACUGAACCAGUUUUCAGGCCCAAACCCAUAUGGUCAAACCGGUCAGCCUGUUGGGACCAGUGUCAAUUUUGGCAGCAUGCAACAUCAAAGCUCACUGCAUAUGCAUCCCAGUCAAAAGAAUGGAACCAUCGCAUCUGCUGCGAGACCCCAACCCCCUAAAGAACGUGAGCUGCAAGGAAGCACAGCAAGUAGCCCUAGUCAGAGAACACGGGAAACAGGUACUGCUCUCAUGGGAGGAAGAGAUGCACUUCCUCUUUUUCUUGCGGCUCCAACGACCCAGAUCUCCGGGGGCUUUCCCACUGAAAAGCCAACUAGAGUAAUCAGGGUUGUUCCACAUAAAUCUACAAGGGAAUCAGCAGCACGAAUCUUCCAGUCUAUACAAGAAGAAAGACGGCAGUGUGAGUACAAUUAGUUCAUGUUUAUUGGGGUUGACGAAUAUGAUGAUUCCAGUCGAUUUAAUCCUCACCCUUUUGUGACUUUGAACUGUUCCUUUUUUUUUUCUUUUACAAAACAUGUUUUAUAACAUACUUUGUAAUUUUUGUAUCGUGUAGAAUCCUUGUAUCCUAUGGUCUGGUUAUAAGGUUGCUAAUGUGUACAUAUUGUAUUUCCCAAGUUUAAUCGAUGUCAAGUAGUUACUUCCGAAUGAUGUAUGUAUCGGUGUGAUGCGAAACACAGCGCCUAGCCUCCUACUGUACUAGAUUCUUUGUUGCUGUAACUGUUGUAAGUUAGAUGUCUAAUGAAGACUUGAGCCAAGUAGGGCUGUUGUUUCUUUCCCUCUUCCUCACUUAGAGGCAAAAAGACCAAUGGUUGGACUUGUCAUAAUAAACUUAUAUGUUCUUUUUUCA